UUUGGGCACCCAACUUAGGAAACAAAUGUGAAACGCCGCCGUUCAUUGCAUUGCAAGGUCGCAGAGGGGGAGAGAUAGAACGAGACUGCCAGAGAGGUUUAGGGAACAAGAAGACCGACCGUAUUUCCGCUAUACAGCAGAGGAUAAAAAAGGCGGCAACUUAACUUACAAAUCAACUACCAAAACGAAACCUGAGAAAUUAUACAUUGCUUGUGUGUGGUAAAGGUGCUUCUCCGUAGUGGGGUUUUGUGAAGUGGCUGCACUCUUUUGGCACAGGCUAGGUCAACAUGGUUGUCUCUUCCUGGACUCGUACAUGUACCAAUAAUGUUGUCCACCUGAGUGGACGAAUUCAAGGACAAAUGGGUGCAUAUAUCUGCGGUGUGACAUCCGGAGGACCAUCUAGUUCAUAUUGUUUCCAAUUGUGUAGUGGGAAAUCUAAGAGAGAUUACCCUGGUCUGUCCGUCACUCGGACAAUCUCCUGUUCAUCUACUGGCAACUUGCAAACAUUCCAGGAAAAUUGUCUUGUUCCUCCAUUCUCUAAACCUAGGUGCAACUUACGGUCAUUAACCAUUAAGUGUUUCAUCAGUGCUAGGGGAUUUCAGAAGAGACAGCUUGAACUUUCAUUGGCUUGCCAAAGUAUUAACAUAAGGCUCUGGGUCCCAAAGCAAGGGGUGAUUCACAAAAUCAAGUGUAAUGCUGGACCUAUAAAUUGGCCACAAGUAUGUGCUUCUGUUGGCCUAAUUUUUGGAUUAUUAGUUUGUUAUUCAAGUUCUAAACCAGUACAUGCUGAAGCAGCUGAUGAGAAAGAAAAUAAUGAGGACCGUAAUUUGUCAUAUGUUAAAUGCUCACAUGGAAAAAAAGUGUAUACUGACUACUCUGUUAUUGGCAUACCUGGGGAUGGCAGAUGCUUGUUCCGCUCUGUUGCUCAUGGAGCUUGUUUACGAGAUGGAAAACCAGCUCCAACUGAGAGCCUUCAGAGAGAACUAGCAGAUGACUUACGGGCUAGAGUUGCUGAUGAGUUUAUAAAAAGAAGAGAAGAGACAGAAUGGUUUGUUGAAGGUGAUUUUGACACAUAUGUUUCACAAAUAAGGAAUCCACAUGUUUGGGGAGGCGAACCUGAAUUGUUCAUGGCUUCUCAUGUUCUGCGAAUGCCAAUCACAGUGUACAUGUACGAUAAGGAUUCUGGCGGUCUGAUAUCCAUUGCCGAGUAUGGCCAAGAAUACGGCCAGGAAAAUCCUAUCCGAGUUCUCUAUCAUGGAUUUGGCCACUAUGAUGCUUUAGAUAUUCCUGGAAAGAAGAGUGGCAGGUCAAAACUUUGAUCUUGAUAUUUGAUAGGAAGAGUAUGAAUAACUCCAUCUGGUAUGUUAAAUGUCCAGAAGAAGCACAAAAACUUUCCAUGUUUUAGAAAGCAUUUAUUGUUGAAUUUCAAUGAUAAGGUUUUUUCGAAGCAGCUCAGCAAGUCGUGUGGAAAGUAGUUUGAUUAAUCGCUGAAAGUGAGCUUCAGAAACUUUGGCGAUGUAGCCAAUAUAUUAAUAAUGAUUUGAUAAUGUGAAUAUUUCAAUUUUUUGCA
Molecule: messenger RNA, 1570 nt
Organism: Mangifera indica (mango)
Lineage: Eukaryota; Viridiplantae; Streptophyta; Magnoliopsida; Sapindales; Anacardiaceae
Product: OVARIAN TUMOR DOMAIN-containing deubiquitinating enzyme 4
Exons: 7
Coding region: 288-1319 (343 amino acids)
Biological process (GO): endoplasmic reticulum unfolded protein response; protein deubiquitination
Cellular component (GO): cytosol; nucleus
Molecular function (GO): cysteine-type deubiquitinase activity
Source: RefSeq, a predicted model, not a curated record